Molecule: messenger RNA, 225 nt
Organism: Penicillium diatomitis
Lineage: Eukaryota; Fungi; Ascomycota; Eurotiomycetes; Eurotiales; Aspergillaceae
Exons: 2
Coding region: 1-225 (74 amino acids)
Source: RefSeq, a predicted model, not a curated record
AUGGCCGAUGAUGGAACUAAUUUCUCCGAGGAGCUCCGCAAGAUAUCCAACAGUCUUGAGAAUGCUCUCGACACAUUCGGACCCUCUUCAAUUCAAGCCCAUGCGAUCCUAAACAUGCUGAAGGACUGCUUGCACAGGCUGAACAACCAAAAACUAAAAACGGCGGCGGAAGUCGAUGCUGAACUCUUGAACUCUGCAAUGGGACUCCUCAAACUCAGGGAGUGA